Molecule: messenger RNA, 1748 nt
Organism: Lactuca virosa
Lineage: Eukaryota; Viridiplantae; Streptophyta; Magnoliopsida; Asterales; Asteraceae
Source: the annotation of a GenBank genome assembly
CUAGCACACAGUUAGCAAUUUGUAAAAAUUCACGAUUCUGAUCAGCGACUUCUCCAAUCUUUCUGAAUUUAUGUAAAAAUAUCAACAAAAGUGGUUUCUUCAUAUGUAAAUAUUGCUGAUUUCUGAAAUACUUGUUCAAUCAUGUUCCCAAUCGGCAAAAAAUCGGCCUUAUUGGAGAACGAAAAAUACCCAACAUCCAAUUAUUUCGAAUCCGAAGGCUCGAAGAUGAAAUCAUGACUCGCUUGCGAUUCUAAAGAUGAAAUCGGCCUUAUUGUCUUCACUUUCAUCAAUUAGUCUUUAAUUUCUGAUUCAUAAGAAUUGCAGAAAAUGAUUGAUCAGUUGAUUUGAAGCUGUAGAAAUAAUCGGACUACAGACAUUUGGUCCACCUUUUGAACUGCAGACAUUUUGUUGUUCAAAAACAAACAACACCUAACAGCUGAUACACGCAGUGUUUGUCUCAUGAAAGCUCUACAUACUUCUCUUCUGCAACAAUGGCCUCUUGGGGUUGUGAGGUGAGAGCUGGUGAACGAUUUGUAGCAGACAUUGCUGAGGGAACGAUUUUGGUUAUUUUAAAGGCUUAUCUUGGAGUACCGAAGGAGGAUAUUCAUGAGGAUUCUGUUUCUCUGUAUAUAACUGUUGAUGGAAAAAAGUUAGUUGCUGGAAACUUUAAUCCCCGGAGGCACUCCGAACAAAGGUUGUGUUUGUCAAUUGAUAAGAAGUUCUCAUUAACCCAUACGCUGAGAGAUAAUAGUCUUUAUUUUUUUGGAGUUACACACGAAAAGGAGCCUGAGGAUAAAAAAAAAGAUAAACCAACAGUGGAAGAAGCAAGUUCUGCAUCUGUUUAUUCACAUAGAUGCAAAAAGUAUUCAAUCAUGAGUUUUUGGGGGGCUGAAGUGAAACACGGUCAAAGGCUUCAUGUUAAGCUUGAUCAAGGGAAUUAUUUGAGUCUUAAACUGGCUUCUCUUGUGUGUACCGGAAAUCAUGAAGAAAAGAAGUCUGUGUGUUUGGAAGUCGAUACAUGUGACAAAACAAUUCAACUUGCAAGGCUUCACCCUGAGAGGCUGCCACAACAAGUAAUGGACCUAAAACCACGCGUGCAUGAAUAUCCACCUUUUCAUGAACCUAAUUUUGCAAAGAAUGAAGCAACUUUGGCUUCUGAAUGUGCACGUGUAUGCAGCAAGGUUAAGUCAAUGAAGUUUUGGGGAGUCGAGAUUAAAAGUGGUGAAACAAUCUCUGUGAAGCUUGAUCCAGAAAAUAUUUUACAUUUCAGACAUGCUUCACUUAUUGGUAUUGACAAGCAAACUAAGGAGAAGAAUGUUACUGUGGAAAUCAAUGCUAGUGGCAGAAAACAUGAGAUAACCCUGAAUACUAGAAGCAAACCACAAGCAGCCUUACAAAAAUUGUAUGAUGAAGAAAUUCAGUUAAGCCAUAACUUCAAAGAUGGUAAGGUGUACCUGCUUGGGACACUGACCACAAAACAUGGACAAAAGAGUGGAUAUCAUUUUCUCACUUUCUCUCAAAGUGAUGAUGGUAAAGAGAAAGAAAGAAAGUUGGAAAGGCGCAGGUCCUGCAGCUUCUGACAUCGUUGUAAUAUAUUUCGUAGCUGUUUAUUUGCUCUUUCAUUUCUUUUAUGUUGCAAUGUUAGAAGUAAGAUUAUCUUUUUCAAGUUGUAGUCAUGGUUUUAAGAAGUUUGUCAUAGGUGUGUCAUAUCUUCAAGACUUGUAUCUUACGUCACGUUUUAAGAAAGC